Molecule: messenger RNA, 1134 nt
Organism: Phytophthora nicotianae INRA-310
Lineage: Eukaryota; Oomycota; Peronosporomycetes; Peronosporales; Peronosporaceae
Exons: 1
Coding region: 79-1068 (329 amino acids)
Source: RefSeq, a predicted model, not a curated record
AGUACAUUAUCAUCGUAGCUGUUCACGCAAGCCAUAUUGCCAGCUGGAGAAAGGGUAUACCUCCCUGUUGCGCUCGCCAUGGCGGCUUCACGAGACCUGAGUUUACUGCAGAAGUGCGAAGAGUUCCUGUUGCAUCCGACCGUGCGCGCCUUAUCGCUCGCCCAGCGCGUGGACUUUCUGGAGAAGAAAGGUUUGUCCCCGGAGGAAAUCACUCAAUGUCUCAAGAGCGUGGAGCGCCGCAAUGGCCUCUCACAGCUAGCGCAGCGCACGGUCGAAGGACUAACGGACCUUAAGCCACCAGGAUCUCAAGUUGCAGCCUCCACAUCACUAUUUCAGCUGCUGCAGCUCGUUGUUAAGAAGUACGGCGUGGUGACACUGCUACUGGCGUUGCUGGGCUACGGGUAUGCUCAGUUUAAGACGCGGAAAACGCAGCAGCUGCUGCUUCAGCACGAGGCUGACAAAACGCAGCGUCGGAAGCGAAUGCACUCGCGAGUGGAGGCGCUGCUGAGCGUGGUCAAGGACCAGCAGGCACAAUACAACCAGGCAGCGGAGCUGCUGAGAGCGCGCGUGACCAAAUAUCUGGCUGCGCAACAAGCCGCUGCGGAGCAACCUAAGGCUAAUACGUCGGCCACGCAGUUUUCGAGAGGACUGGAGCUCCAGGCACUGCAGAGCGAGCUGAUGGAGCUCAAGAGCACCGUUUUGGACACGUAUCUGCAGCCACGUGUUGUGAACAGAGUGGUGGAAGUAACCAAGGAGAUCCCGAUCGUACUGAGACCUACUGAAACCACAGUGACAAAGAGGCUAGCACAAGGAAUGGAAGUCGCGCAGAACUUUUCGGAGCAGGUGGAGAGUGGGAAAGCUGUUGCUUCUUGCCGCAAGUCGCCGAUGAAGCACCUUCAAUCAGUGACAGACACACACCAAAAAGAAUCACGACCCGAGAAGCAGGGCAGAAUCAGAGAUCAGACUACUAUGAGCUCCGAGGAAAUAAUCAAGCUGUUCGAGCGCGGUCAGGUUGAAGAGGAGCUUUCGACAGCUUGCAGCUACCGAUUCUUGUUUGCAACGCAAUAAUGGAAAUUCACGUAAAUGGAUUGAUGUAAUUUAAACAUUUUCGCAUAAUUUACCUGUGUUUCGUCC